Messenger RNA from Exophiala xenobiotica, 618 nucleotides. RefSeq lists its product as uncharacterized. Lineage: Eukaryota; Fungi; Ascomycota; Eurotiomycetes; Chaetothyriales; Herpotrichiellaceae. The coding region runs from base 1 to 618 and encodes 205 amino acids. The transcript has a single exon. The record is from RefSeq and is a predicted model, not a curated record.
AUGGUGACCACUCUUUCAAUUCCUGUUCUCAAAAAGCACUGGCCGAAUGUACGGGCAAUAACCACUCCUUCCGUCGUCAAGCACAUGGAGACCCAGCUCACGCCCGCCAGAUUUGAAGGUCUAUGGCUCAAGUACUUCCCUGGCGACCAGAUAGCUCAGCCACAGGUUCCUGCAGAGUCCACGGACUCGAACACUUUUCACAUCGACAGACAUGAGUGCCGUGCGGUGGAGGUCGGCCAUUCGGAUACCUACGACAUGAUGGUGCUCUAUGUCCCCAGCAUACACCUCGUUGUAGCAGGAGAUGUCGUCUACGGCGAUGUGCAUCAAUUCUUUGGAGAGGCAAACACGACCGAAAAACGCAAAGAGUGGCUGCGCACAUUGGACACUUUCGAGAGCCUGAAUCCGCACACGGUCAUCGCCGGUCACAAGCGGGCAGGGACAGUGGAUGGGACGUUCAAUUUGCAAUCGACCAGGGAGUACAUCUUCGCAUUCGAAGACGCCGUGAAGACCAGCUCGAAAUGGGAGGACUUGUUUGCAGAGAUCAAAGAUCGAUAUCCUGGCAGAAUCAACCUGCACGCUAUCCUUGCACGUGCUCUUGUAGCCUUCCCUGCUCGCUAG